Hypoxylon trugodes is the source of this 753-nucleotide messenger RNA. Its product is annotated as mitochondrial ribosomal protein. The record is from RefSeq and is a predicted model, not a curated record. Lineage: Eukaryota; Fungi; Ascomycota; Sordariomycetes; Xylariales; Hypoxylaceae. Gene Ontology annotation, molecular function: structural constituent of ribosome. Bases 1 to 753 code for a protein of 250 amino acids. Gene Ontology annotation, cellular component: mitochondrial small ribosomal subunit. The transcript is spliced from 2 exons.
AUGGGCGGUCAAAGACAGAUUCUACCCAGUCGGAUAUUUCAGACGGCAACGACGUUAUUGAACCACCGAAUUGUCCCCUACGCAAAAGUCCAAAUACCGAUAUGGUAUAAAGUCGUCGAAUCGAUACCCCCUUCCGAAAUCCUCACUAGACCUUUCCCUCCUCAGCACAAGAAGCAAAAUCCGAAGGCGCGGAGACCAAGCAGAUUAUUCCAACCACAACAAUUAGUAUACGAAGAAGAUGAAUUACGGGCAACAUUCUACAAAGACCACCCUUGGGAAUUGGCAAGACCUAGGAUGAUACUCGAGGUGGAUGGAAGAGAUGCGCUCAGAUAUGAUUGGUCUAAGGGAUUGAGACAACCCGGCAUGCCUCUGUGUGGUGAAUCUGUCGUCCAACGCCAAUUAUGGAUGAUGUAUAACGUCCCAGGCAUAACAAAAGACCAAGCAUACGAUAUAGUACGGCGAGAAUUUUACGCGAUGCGACAAGAGGAAGAAGUCGAGUUAAGGAUAGCUAAAGAAGAGGCUCAGAUGGUAGGAGCCUACUUCGGCAAGACCUUCUCGCAAGUCGGUACACAGCUUGAGGACGAACAGUACGAGAAAUGGAAGAGAUGGGCAGGCAAGCAAAUCGAAUUGGUCCGAGCAGAGCAGGACUCGGCAUAUACUAGCUUCGGAAACGAAACCGAAGCCGAAGCUGACAGCGUCGAUUUGGACCAAGCUACCGAAGCAGUGGAAGAGAGCGUGCCUAUACGGAGAUAG